UGGGUUUCUCCCACUUAACAAAUGUUUUUCGCAUGCAUCAUGAAUCUCACUAUCGUCAAGAACCCACCUCAUUUGUUGGGUUCUUUAUCUAUCAACAUUGAUUAAAAUUGAGGUAAAGAAAAAUUCAAUCUCAUUAUCCUCAAGAACCCACCUCAUUUUUUGGGUUCUUUAUCUAUCAAUAUUGAUUAAAAUUAAGGUGAAGAAAAAUUCUGAGAGAGAGCGAGCGAGUGAAAAGGGUGAAAUUAGAUGCUGCAGUUACACAGCUUGCCGCCAUGGAGUUCCACAAGAAAUUCACAAUCGAGCUUUAGCUUACCCAAGAGGUGUAUUUAUCAGCGGGAGACACGCAUUAUGCUUGUGAAAAUUUCUGAAUCGAAAAGCCACACAGCCAAAAAAUGGAGGACGAGCUCUGGAACAACAUGGCGGAAGUCGAAACCUUCAUUUGGAUUUAGUGUCUCCUGCAAAGUGAAUCCUCAUAUCUCAAUGAUGAAUGCAAAAGAUAAUUAUUCGGGUCAUGGAGCUCAACUCUUGAUGGCAUCUCUCUUGUCAUAUUCUUUUGUUAGAUUGAUGCAAUUAUACAGCAAUAAUACAGCUACAGGAUUAGUUCGACUGUCACUCUACAAUGCAGUUCAAACAUUUUGGUCCUCAAAUCCGCCGUUUGCAUGCUUGUCUAAUCCCGUGAAUAAGCCAACACCACUCCAGCUUGAUGUUUCUUUGCCUUCAUUUCAAGAUAUCAGAUGGAAUGUCUCUCGUCUUGUUUAUUUAUUCAACAUCCAACUGGAGAGAAAUGUUGCCACGUUCUUCAUUGUGCUUCUUGUGGCAUGCUUUUCUUUUGUCAUUAUUGGUGGCUUUCUCUUCUUUAAAUUCAGGCAUCAAGGCAGGGAAUACCAGAGCUUUUCCCUUUUUCGCUGUCUUGUUCACAUACUUCUGUUUUUCUGUGCAACUAUAUUGCUGGGCAGCAAUCAAUCUCUUGAGGAUUGUUUUUGGGAAGCUUGGGCUUGUUUGUGCUCAUCGUCCACUCACUUGAAACAAAGAACUCGAAUUGAGCGUGUUCUUGGUUUCGUUCUUGCUAUUUGGGGCAUACUGUUCUAUUCUCGGCUAUUGAGCACAAUGACUGAACAAUUUAGAACUCAGAGAAGGAGACAAAGAAUUCUUCUUAUGUCCGACCUUCCUAGGAAACAGAUGGACAAGGUGGCUGACAACAUUGCCAAAGAUCUUAACCAUAUUGAUAUUCUAACAAAAAGUUGUAGUCUAAGUUUAACAAAAUCAUUUGAACGAGCUGCAGCAAGUAAAGCACGUGCCAUAAUUAUACUGCCAACAAAGGAAGAUCGGUAUGAAGUUGACUCGGAUGCAUUUCUAUCCGUUCUUGCCCUUCAGCCUCUUCAGCAAAUGGCCUCUGUGCCUACUAUAGUUGAGGUCUCGAGUUCAAGUACAUCCGAGCUUUUAAAGUCAAUCUCAGGCUUGAAAGUGCAACCCGUGGAGAACGUCACGUCCAAACUAUUUGUUCAGUGCUCUAGGCAAAAAGGACUUAUAAAAAUUUAUAAACAUUUGCUCAACUAUCGGAAAAAUGUAUUCAACCUCUGCAAUUUUCCCCAUCUAGCUGGAUUGAGUUACGGACAGUUGAGACGUGGAUUUCAAGAGGCAGUUGUUUGUGGGCUUUAUCGAGAUGGACAGAUAAAAUUUCACCCAAGUGAUGAAGAGAUUCUGAAUGAAACUGACAAGGUAUUAUUCAUUGGGCCUGUGCACGGGAAGAAGAAACCACUUCUAUCAUAUCCUCAUGAAGCCAAAGACGAUGACUUCAUAAAUAUUUCGAGAGAGAGGCUGGACAGUAUAGUCAAAAGACCCAAAAGGUCGGGCUCUAAGGCUUCUGAUUGGUGCUUAGGUCCUAAAGAGUGUGUGCUGGUGCUCGGGUGGCGGCCUGAUGUUGUGGAGAUGAUCGAAGAAUAUGAUAACUACCUUGGACCUGGCAGUGUCUUGGAAAUUUUGUCAGAUGUUCCUUUGGAUGACAGAUACAAGGCUUGCAAACUUGCUGGUCAAGGAAAGCUGAAAAAUAUUCGAGUUUCUAAUAGAGUUGGAAAUUCAAUGGAUUACAACACGUUAGAGGACACCAUUAUCGACAUUCAAAGGUCUUUCAAGAAAGAAGACGAGGUUUCAUUUUCCAUAGCCGUACUUUCUGAAAAAGAUUGGCAAGUUGGAGAUCCGUCAAGGGCAGACAAAAACUCUGCAUAUUCCCUUCUUCUUGCUGAAAAUAUAUGUGGUAAACUUGGUGUAAAGGUGCAAAACCUUGUAGCAGAAAUCGUGGACUCAAAAUUAGGAAAACAAAUUACACGCAUCAGACCAUCGCUCACAUAUAUUGCAGCAGAAGAAGUAAUGAGCCUUGUGACAGCUCAAGUGGCGGAAAACGUUGAACUGAAUGAGGUUUGGAAAGACAUUCUGAAUUUUGAGGGCGAUGAAAUAUACGUAAAGGACGUUGGCCUUUACAUGAAAGAAGGAGAGAACCCCUCAUUUAACGAGCUAUCAGAAAGAGCAAAUCUACGUAGAGAAGUUGCUAUUGGUUAUGUUAAGAGCAACAGAAAGGUCAUAAACCCAAUUCCUAAGUCGGAGCCUCUAAGUCUUGGACUCAGUGACUCGUUGAUCGUUAUAUCCGAGCUUGAAGGAGAACAGCCAGUGAUUAUGUAGUUUUAUUUUUCUUUCCCAUUUUUUGGCUGGGAAAACUAAAAGUAUGAAAAUUGGCAAAAUGGUUGCCAAAUAGCUUUGCAUGUCUCGCUCAAUGAUAUGCCGUUCGUCAUUUUCUUUUCUUGUGAUUUACUCUGUUCGUUCAUUUGAAAUUGCGAGUUAUCCCUCUACAUCUUAAUAAUAGUAGGUUUGAAAUUAACUACCCUNUUUU
This is a messenger RNA of Striga asiatica, 2884 nucleotides long. The record is from the annotation of a GenBank genome assembly. NCBI's taxonomy places the organism in Eukaryota, Viridiplantae, Streptophyta, Magnoliopsida, Lamiales, Orobanchaceae.